Molecule: messenger RNA, 1620 nt
Organism: Neltuma alba
Lineage: Eukaryota; Viridiplantae; Streptophyta; Magnoliopsida; Fabales; Fabaceae
Product: adenosylhomocysteinase-like
Exons: 3
Coding region: 1-1620 (539 amino acids)
Biological process (GO): L-methionine cycle
Cellular component (GO): cytosol
Molecular function (GO): adenosylhomocysteinase activity
Source: RefSeq, a predicted model, not a curated record
AUGCCCUUUUCUCUGUUCCACACGGAGAAUUCUUCUGCUUCUUCGGCCAUGACUUUGAUCGACGAUGUUUGUGCACUCAUGAAGGAGCACUACAGCGCCGAAGCUCCCGCACUCAGAAGCGCCAGAAUCAUCGCCAUGGGUUCAUCCAAAGUCGUCAUUAAAACCCUAGGUUCUCUCGGAGCUGAAGUGCACAAGCCCUCCCAAAACACCUAUUCUCCUUACUUUUACCCCGCCACCUUCUGCUUCGGUUGGAAGGGGGAGACUCGUGAGGAGCACUGGAAGCGUAUCAAGCGCGGGCUUGAUCACUGGGGUCCUGCCGGUGGUCCCGAUCUUAUCCUUGACGGUGGUGGUGAGGUUACCCACUUCAUCCAUGAGGGUGUGAAGGCUGAAAAGGUUUUUGCAGCUACUGGUCAGUUGCCAGACCCGUCUUCUACUGAUGAUGCUGAUCUCAAGCUUGUUCUCAGUAUGAUCAGGGAUGGGUUGAACACUGAUCCCAAGAGGUACCAUAAUAUGAAGGACGGACUCGUGGGUGUCUGUGUAGCGACCAACGAUGGUGCUAAGAGGCUUUUCCAGCUGCAAGCUAAUGGAACUCUCUUGUUCCCUGCCAUUAAUGUAACCGAGAGCAAGGUCAACAGUAACUUGUACGGUUGCUGCUACGCUCUGUUUGAUGGGAUAAAGAGAGCCACCAACAUGCCGAUUCAUGGGAAAAAAGCUAUUGUCUGUGGAUACGAUGAUGCUAGCGAGGGAUGUGCUAUCGCACUGAAGCAGGCUGGCGCUGACGUGUCUGUGUACGCGGUUGAUCCCAACCAUGCCCUUCAAGCUGACCUAAGAGGUUUUCAUGUUAUGAAGACCCCUUACGAUGUUGUUGCUUCUGAGGCAGACAUAUUCGUGACCAAUAUGAACAAGGACAAAAUGGAUGUGGUUAAACACGUAAAGAGGAUGAAGAACAAGGCCAUUAUUUACCACAUGGAUCCAAUAUUGGACUAUGCUGGAGUUCAGCAAUGCUUUUCUAGUAUGCAGCGUACCAUCGUCAAUCCUCAAAUCGACAAAUGGGUCUGUCCUGAGACUAAGUCAAGUGUCACUGUAUUGAAAAACACAGGCUGCCCAGCUGAUUUGAUGUCUUCUUGGUCUUUUGCAAGCCUCGUGUUUGCUGUGCUUGAGUUGUGGGGCAGGAGAGGAACUGGCAAGUACGAGAAUAAGGUUUAUGAUUUUCCUGAGCAUCUUGAAGAGAAGGUUUCUGCUCUUCACUUUCUUCCCAAGCUUACCAAGACCAAAAAAGAGACCAGAUCACAGGCUGAUCAGGUCUUUGUGCCGGAGGAAGGACAGGGAAAUAAUGUCUUCCCCAUGAGUGCUGAGCCAAAUGAUAGUAGAACUAGUGAAAAGAUCACCGAGAUAUUAGCCAUGGGUCUUAAGGCUUGUGGGGUUUUUGGCAUUGCCGCUCUGGGCCUCAUGAAUGCUGCCAAAGUUAGCUUCUCAAAGCCCACAGUUUGCUUAGAUCUGCCAUCUAUUACUAUUUGGGGUGGCGUCAGUUUUCUAUUAGCUGAGGAGAAUGAAGUUUUGAACUUGGAACGGGCAGAGGCGCACCGUUUGGAGAAGGGAAAAUUGGAACUUGGAAGUUGA